This is a messenger RNA of Triticum turgidum subsp. durum (durum wheat), 2280 nucleotides long. The record is from the annotation of a GenBank genome assembly. Lineage: Eukaryota; Viridiplantae; Streptophyta; Magnoliopsida; Poales; Poaceae.
AUGGAGAGGCACUCAGGAGCAAGAGCUUCAAAAAAACUAUUUCAGCUGCAGAGUGGCUUGCAGCACCUCAGUGAUACUCUUCCAGAGAUGUAUGACCUCAUUAAUCGAGCGGAAUGGAGAAGCCACAAAGAUGGUGUGACCGAGCUCCUUCCAAAACUCAAGGACACAGUUUACAAUGUUGAAGAUCUUCUUGAUGAGCUCAGAUGGUACAACCAUAAGGUGAUAGUGGAGGGAAAUGCAAGGCAGUCAUCUUUUACGGACUUCUUUAAUAGCUUUACCAGUGUGAAUGAUAUCCAAAAACGGUUGGAUCUUAUUUCCAAUCACCUAGAGAAGAAGGGGUUGGGUGAAGUGACACCGCGUUUUGAGAAAACAGUCAGGCCAGAAACUAGCUCUUUUCGCAGUGAAACAAAAAUAUUUGGUCGUGACAUGGUGCUAGAGCAGAUCUUGGGACUGCUCAUGCCUACACAUAGUAGCACUCAUUCAAAACGCAAGAGGGAAACUAGUGUACAUGAACCAAGAUUACCAGAGCUUCCAGUUUUGCCAAUAGUUGGAAUUGGGGGUGUUGGAAAGACCACUUUGGCCCAGCAUAUUUGUAGUCAUCCAAAGGUAAAGUCUCACUUUGACACAAUAAUUUGGAUUUGUGUCUCAGAUGAUUUCGAUGAGAAGAGGCUGACUAAAGAGGCUAUAGAAUCAUUUUUUGGUAAAGAGGCAACGACUAAAAAUCUGAAUUCUCUCCAGCAUGCUCUUUCUAACACACUAGAAAAUAGAAAGUUCUUGAUUGUCCUCGAUGAUUUGUGGGAUGAUGCUCUCAAGGAAAACGGCCAGUGCUGGAAGAGAUUUUGUGGACCUCUGAAAAAUGUGGUACGUGGAAGUAUGAUGUUAGUCACCACAAGAUCUCCAAAGGUUGUUGAUUUAGUGCACACUAUGGGGCCCAUUAUACUAGAAGGCUUAAAGGACGAUGUCUUUUGGAAUUUCUUCAAACUAUGCGUGUUUGGGUCUGAGAGUUCUGACAAUUUUCCAGAGUUAGAGCACAUUGGUAGAGAGAUACUUCCUAAGUUGAAGGGCUCCCCUUUAGCCGCUAAAACUCUUGGACGCAUGUUACGACAUGACCUUCAUACAUCACAUUGGAAUAAUAUACUAAAGAGUGAACUGUGGGAGUUGGACCAAGAGAUGACCGAAAUUUUGCCAGCCCUUCGGUUGAGCUACAUGUAUUUACCAUUCCACUUGAAGAGAUGCUUUUCAUUCUGUGCUGUGUACCCCAAAGAUAAGGAGUUUGAAAAGGGCCAUUUAGCUGAAAUUUGGGUAGCAGAAGGCUUUGUGAAACGUCAAGGUGUUAUUCCAGUUCAAGAAAUUGGCUCUCAAUACUUUAAUGACCUAUUAAGUCGAUCCUUCUUUCAAGAAGUUCAAGGAAAAUACUUAAUCCAUGACUUGUUGCAUGAUAUGGCACAAAAAGUUUCAGAGGAUGACUGUUUCAUCGUGAAAAACAAGGAUGACAUCGAAAGAAUUCCUCAUAAUGUUCGCCAUUUGUCAGUACUAUCUAGCACAGACAUCAGCAAUUUCCACUUAUUGAGCCUUCGCAAGUGCAAAAAGCUACGUACCAUUCUCUGCAACAAAUCUUUAGCAAAUAAAAAAAUUCCAGCUAGUUUGAUGGAUGCUUGGUGCAGUGAACUUACGCGUAUGCGCGUGAUUGUUUGUGCCUCCAUUAAUGAGUUACCAGCUAGCAUUGCCAAAUUGAAGCAUCUUCGGUACAUUGAGGUAUCCAGAACGUGUUCUAUCACCACUCUUCCAGCAACGAUUUGUAGGCUCCACAAUAUACAGGUCAUAUGUGUUAAGAAAUGCAAGCUAGAAAGCUUGCCUAGUGACUUCAGUAUGUUGGUCAACCUUUGGAGAUUUGAAUCGCAGGGAUUUAAAUAUGGUCCAAAUAUUAGAUCUCGAAAAGAAGAAUCUUAUUAUGGAGUAAAUCUUGAUGCAGCCAAAGAUGAGCAGGGACUAGGGUGUAGAUUCAUAAAGAAUAUGAAGCACCUUCGCGGACAUUUGGAGAUAAAUAAUGUUGACAAGCUAAGAAAUGAUCAUCCAGCAGAAGCCGAACUCAAAAAUAAGGAAUGUCUUGACAAGCUGACGUUGCAAUGGUCUUACUUGGAUAGAUAUGGGGAUAAUAAAUUCAUCGACACUUCUGUCAGUGAGGAAAACGAGAUAGAAGUCCUCCCAGAUUUAAAACCUCCUGCUGGUGUCAAGUCUCUAGUCCUUGUUGGUUUGAGCCACAAAGCUUGCCAAGCAUAA